UGUCAACAAACCACGAGGAAUGUCGACUGAGAGUGACAGGCCGAAAAUGUCGGACGCUUGCUCGUCUGUCUCACGGACUCCAUAACGACCGGACUAAGUCAUGCCUCUCACUUAAGUGGACAAGUCAACUCAACUGAUGUAGGACUCUCAGCACCAACAUGUUCAUUUUGUGUGGUGUGUUCUAGUUGAUUGAGGAAUAUUAAUUGGAGAUUUAUGGAAAUUAAUGAAACAUAAUGAGCUGAUGGUGGAAUUUUCUGUGUUGUUGUGUAUUACUGAGUCAGGUGUGGUGCUGCCACAGAGGCUGCAAUGGCCAACAGCAACCUACUCAGUCGCAUUAACAACAGUUUGCCGGAAGGUUGGGAGGCAAAGCUGACUGUUGACCACGGCAGAAUCUACUACAUAGAUCAUGGUAACCAAGUGUCAUCAUGGGUACCACCCCCAGACAACUGGGACCCUGGAGCUCUGGGACUUCCCUAUGGCUGGGAAUGUGCUACGGACAAAAACAACAAGCCAUACUACAUCAACCAUGUAGACAAGUACACGACCCGAGAUGAUCCCAGAGAUGAUCCGGACUAUGUGGAACCUCCCAAACCUCGUGAGAUUGAACUCUCACGCGACUCACAAAAAGGAUUUGGCUUCGUAGCGGGGAGUGAGAAGCCUGUGGUUGUACGCUUUGUGACUGAAGGUGGUCCAAGUGUUGACAAAUUGUUACCAGGUGACCAAAUCAUCAAAAUUAAUGGCGAGGAUGUGAAAAAGGCACCCCGACAAUAUGUCAUCGAUUUGGUGAGAUCCUGUCGGGAAACCAUGACUCUGACAGUUUGUCAGCCAUAUUCAGACAAUGGGGAUGAUCAGUCUACCAGGAAGUCCGCUCUCCUUACCGCAGCCAAGAAGGCCAAGCUGAAAAACAACCCUUCUCGUGUGCGAUUCGCUGAAUCAGUCACUGUCACCAUGGUGAAUGGUAUGCAAAGUCCAUCGCCAGAUGAGAGUUAUGUGCCUUUUAUGCCAAAUGUCCUCAAAGUGUUCUUGGAGAAUGGUCAGACAAAAUCAUUCAAGUAUGACAACAAAACAACAGUGAAGGAUGUAGCUAAUUCACUACAGGAGAAACUUGGGAUCAAGAGUGUCAAGUAUUUUAACUUGGUUCUGCAAAACAUGAAAAGUCACAUACCAGGUCGUCUUACCAUUCUACAAGACCAUGAGACACUUGCAGAGAUUGCAGCUCGACCAGGGGCUCGUCACUUCCGUUGUUUGUUUCGUGUGAUGUUUGUUCCCCGCGAUGCCUUUGAUCUUUUGAAUGAGGAGCCAAUGGCAUUUGAGUACUUCUACAUGCAGUGCUGUAAUGAUGUGGUACAGGAGAAGUUCCCAGAGCUAAAAGGAGAGACAGUGUUGAAGCUUUCUGCACUACAAAUACAACAACAUGCCAUGCACAACAAUGUAACAGGAAAAAUCAACAUUAAGGCGAUAGAAAAAGAAUGUGGACUGGAGAAGUUUGUGCCUUCCACACAAUUAGAGAGUAUGAAGGGUAAGGAUCUACGUAAACUGCUCAGUCAACAGCUCAAAGUGAACCAGAACCUCACACCACCUGGCCAGAAGCAGCUGUCAGCCCUACAGGCAAAGCUCCACUACGUAAAGAUUGUCAGUGAACUUAAGACAUUCGGUAGUCGUGUUUUCAUGGUCACUCUGCUGGACCAGAAGAUGGAGGCAAUGGUUUUAGUGGGACCCAAGUCUGGGAUCAGCCUCAUAACCAACAUCAAACGCUACACAUUAUCCAUGCUGGCCGACUUCAGUGAGAUCGAGAAGAUCAAAGUUUCCAAGGAGAAGGAUAAUAACAUGCAGAGAGUAGAGGUCACUGUCAAAGGCAAGGAAGCUGGGAUGCUAAACCUCGGCCUGCUGAAAGAUGAUGUUCAGAACUUUGUUGGAAUUGUGGAGGGAUACUAUCGUAUUUUUGUGGACACAGAUGCCUGCCUAGUGGAGAAACCUGCCAGCAAACAGACAGGCGACCCUGAUGUACCCCCCUACACCAGUAAACAUAAAGUUCUAACCACUCCAUGGAGUUAUCCGGAAGACAUUGUAUCACAGACUUUGACGGAACAAAUCACCGAGAACGAACGCCUCAUUGACCUCUGUCAGGGACCACCUGCCUACGAGGAUGAUGAGGAAUACAUCAAUCGCAUCAAAAUUGACCUCGGCAUUAAGAAGGGUGAGGUGAAUGAAGACGAUGCAGUUAUCUCCCUUGUGGAAGAGCAAGGAACUGACUUGGUGGAUGGAACGGAGACAAGUAUCAACAAAAGUGUGAUAAUAAUAGGAAAGAGACCUGAAAAUAAUAACAAGGCCAUACGCCGACAGGGGCCCCAGGAAGGGGGAGAUAUUCCUAAAUCAAAGAAACCCAAGACAUCCAUUCCUGAGUUAGGACAGAAUGGACAUGUGUAUCAUAAUGGUGAUAUUUAUGAUGAAAUCCAUGACCAAAAAACAGUUGUCAGUGGUGAUGAACUCUCCGAUACGGACAGUGGGGUGGAGUCGGAGAGAAAGAUAACCCUGGAGGACCCUCCUACUCCUGAGUCUGGGGUUCCUGGUGGGCAGGGUGACCAAGGAGGUAGUGAUACGGACAGCUGGGGCACACCUGUAAAUAAUCCUGACAAAGGUAGAGCACAGCCGCAAUCACUCCCUAUAUUUGAUGGAGAGAGUUUUGGUCUUCAUAGUCCAGAUGUGUUACCUCGGUCUGAGUCUGAUUUCCAGGCGAUUGCCUCAAGCUUUGGGUUGCUAAGUCCUGAUAAGAUCCCACCAGGAAUAGAGGAAGGAAUUCUUGAUCCUCGCAUGUUUUCUCAGCGCCAGCUUUACAUAGAUCCAGAUAUCAUAGCUUCAUGUAAAUCUGAAAUGAUUGAUUUGACACUGCUACCUCCACUUGAGGCCCCAAACAUGGGGAACACAGUAAGCCAUUAUGGUACGUGGAGCCCGGAGAUGUUACAGAGCCACCUACACAGUAUGGGUCAAGUUGAAGGUCACCCACCUGCUUUAGUGAGGUCAGCCAGUGUAGGCGACACACCUGAUUUCUUUGACGAAGAUAUUGAUUCGCUAAUCGCUAACUUAACAGUGCCACCACCUCCUUCUUCUGUUGAGGAAGGUAAAGGUACACAGGAGGAGGGAGGGCAGGUUGACGCCCACAUGCCAAUAGACGAGAGCUUUUCUGACCUUGUCAUCCCCCCACCCCCUGGGGAGUCAGUCACAGCUCUCCAACAUAUUGCAAUAGUUCCCCCUAUAGAAGGUCAAACUGAAGCUGAUAUUAAGAUGAGGAAGAGACACCAUAGACGUUCUAGUUCUUUAGACACAUUUUUCAUUAAAUUUCCUGUGGAGGAUGGUGGUACAGAAUCCUGUACUGAUCCGCCGGAGGACAUACCUCCACAACUGCCAGCCUCAUCACCCCCAAAAUUGUCCCCUUCCAGAAAUCCUCCGAAUGAGUUGGUCUUACCUAGUGGUGGGUCUCCACCCCUGAAGGACUUUGAAUCUCCAGCAUCAGUGUCACAAAGACUGAACACAUUACUGCAAUCUAUGCCGAUCCCUGGAGAAGAUUCUCAACGGUUCAGUAGAAACACUCGGCGCACAUCCUCACUCAAACUGUCACGCAGUUCAUCUGCGGACACUGCUAAUGUUGUGCAGGAGGCUAUUGAUUCUGUUAAUGCAGUUGCUGUUAAAUUUGGGAGGAGUAACUCUUUCCAAACAAGACACAGAAGACGAGAUGUGGACAAUCAAGGGAGAUCACCCUCUAGUCACAAAAAUGGACCAGGAAUUAGCUCCCCUGGUACAUCACAGGAUCACCAUUCACGGCGUCUACAGAGGACUCACUCGUUUGAUGUGAAGGCUAACAAGGAGAACCAUGACAAUAUAUGGUCAGAUAGUUCAGGCAGUGAUACGAGUGACACCCUGGCCUCACUGAAGGCCACUCUCAAAUCCUAUCGAGACUUCCUUCUCAGCAAGUCAAAGGAUUCCUCUCGAACAAAAGACUCCAGGCGAUCUAGUAUCUCUAGUGAUGAGGGAAGUGAAAAAAAUGGCAGUUCCUUACACAGGUCAAACUCCUUCACGCUUGGAUGGUUAAAGCGCAGGUCAUCCUUGUCAGGGUCUGAUGAUAAAGGUCGUAGGUCAGGUAGUGACCUGGCUUUAAAUAAAGAUCAACCAAUCAGAAAGAAAGAAGGUGUUGAAGGGAUUGACAAAAAGACGCCAGUGUUAAUGAACCAGUUAGCUGUAACAAGGUCAAAGUUAAAAAGUCACUCGGCUUUUUCAGUUCAGGAAGCAGAACACCUUAAGGAACAGAAGGGCAGUAAGAAGAUGGGACCAAUGAAAGCUCUUUUGACUGCGUCAGACGGCCAGAUUUCCAGCUGUGAUGAGCGGCGACCUCUGGAACCCCUCCGUCUGUCACUUUACAAUAAACCAGACCCGGUGGAAAUCACAACAAAGGAUGAUUUAUCUUUAUCAGUGACCGAAACAUCACAGGCCAAAAAGGACCUGAAAGUGAGUCCGUUUGGGACCGUGGGCAGCAUGUGGCGCCCCAUGUCCAUGUCACGCAGCAGUUCGUCCUCAGACGAGCCUGAGACUCACACAUACAACAACUUUGACCUUCUCAGAGACUUAUCUACAGAAAAGGUUACAAAUAAAGGUCGUACCUCGACCAAAGUGAAACAAGCCCCGGUCCCGGUCCCAGUCCCAUCCCCCGUACGACCUCCUCGUAAAACUACCCCUGCUCCCUCAGUAUCAUCGUCUGUUUCAUCCUCAUUGUCAUCCUCUCCAACCUCCUCUAUCAAUGGAGACAUUAAAGACUCCUUGUCUGAGGAUUGCUUUGCUUUAUUACGUGAGAAUGUCAGUAAAAAUCAUUCAGACAGUGUGAAACACAUUCUCAAACGGACGUACAGUGUAGAAAGUUUCGCAUGUGCCAAUGAGGACUCGGACAAGCUCUUGUCAGAACUGAAACAGACAAUGGAGACACUGAAAGAAUCGCGUAUCGACCGCCAGCCGAUACAAUUUGGAAUGUGUAAGGAGGAGUUGAUAGGUCAAGUCAAAUUAUUUGUGACUGAUGCCAAGCUCCUGGUCAGUAAUGCCACACAGACACGGGACAAAAUGGCCAAAAAUCUCAACAAAAGUAUGCACACACUUGCUAAAAUCUUCCUUCAUUGCCAAGCGACUAUGUUAAUGAUGGAAGCAGUUCAUCAGGCCCAACACCUUGGUUUUGAGGUGAUAAAGGUCACCAAUGCCUACAAGAGCACCGUUAACGCAGCCCAUGCAGCUGUUGGCAAACCCCUCGGUGAUCCUCAUAUGCGAUAUCUCAUGCGCCAGGCAACCAACCUAGCAACUCUACUUAGCAACUUACUGAAAACAUUGAAAUCAUUAGAGCAAAAAUGAUGCAUAACUUUUUGUAUUACAAUAUAUACUGAGAAACCGAUGCAUAAUUUCCAGGGGUAUAAUAGGCUAUUAUUUUUGUAUGAAGUAUGUUAUUGAGGAUUACCAGUGUUUUUGUUACCAAAUGUUAUUGAGUUAAAGCUUAAGACCAAGAGGAUUCUGUUACUAUAUAUAGACUGUGAUAUAAAGCAUUAUAGCCACUUAUGUCUGUUGUUUUCCACAUUCACCAAUACCCUUAAUCAGACUAUAUGUAACCAAAUACACUUCAAACGUAUGAAAGACUCAGAAUACAAUCGGGAGUUACCUGUAUCUAUGGUGACGCCCAAAGUUAGACCACAUUUAGCCAAACUGCAAUUUGAAACUUGUAUAGUAUUAAAACAAGCAACCUGGUCAUGAUGGCCCUUCCCUCACUCUUUGUGUCACAAAUAUUUUAAUAUUUUCAAUCAACAAUUAAGCAUUAAUUUCAAUCUCCAAAACUACUGCCAGUAAGAACUACAACAUCAGUGAGACAUUCCAGGGAUUUACAGCUACAUUCCACAGACAUGGGCUAUGUAGAAUCCUCACGCUUGUACAAGGCCUCCACAUAUUUGUCUGGUAUUUGCUCACAAUGAAUAAAUGAAUUGUAUCAUUUUGGGUAAUUCCUGCAAGAACAUUCUGUGUACAGACUAUUUACAAAUUAUCAGGGAUGCAAGCAUAAAUAUGUACUAGGAAAGGUUAGACUGUUCCAGGAUGUAAAAACCAAACAAACACGUGACAGGUGAACAAUAUUGACACACAUAUUAGACAACUGCUUAGAAUGUACAUCAUAUGGAGCCCUUGUGGUUUUAAUUGGUUCAUUGACAUACGUGAAUGAGGGAAAGUUUAAGGGUAGUUAUUAUAUAACUUGGUAUCUAGAUUAAGAUUUAACAUAAUAAGUUAUCAAAUUCAAAAUCAUGACCAAGAUGAUUGAGAUUUUUUAAACAAAAAAUAUCAAUUACCAGAUUGAUUCAGCAAGAAGCUCCAAAGUACUAGAUAUUAAAUGUAUCAGCAAGCACAUGAGAUACUUGAGAGAGUCGUUUUAUUCAUUAGGUUUCUCCAAGUCAUUUUUGUGAAUACAUGUUCCUUGUUUUUGAAAAGAUUGGCAAUAUAUUUCAAUAGAUUUGUAACCGAUCAUUAUUUAAGGUUUUAAGACAUUUAUAUUUGGAAUUCAUAUUGAGGAUGAUUAAAAUCAUAAAUUAAUGAGAGGAAACUCAGAAAAAUAAAGUGACUUUUGUUAUGUUACUAUGUAAGAGACAAGUGUUUGUUGGGUGGAAACUGUAUUAGUGUGUAUGAGAUAUGUAAGGUAUAACUUAUAAAUCUAGCUUACCAUAGGGAACACCAAAUCUCUGACCUUGAACACUAUUGUAUACUUCAUAAAGAGAAAUACAAUAACUGAAUGUAGAAUUAUUAGGACAUUAAUUCAUUAUCGUUGUAUACGUUCUUUAUGGUGGAAAACUCCUAAAUUACCUCCCUUAGUUAUUAGUGACAUUGACUUGUGAUACCAGAAACUUAUGUUGUCAGUGAUGACUUAGUUAUUAGUGACAUUGACUUGUGAUACCAGAAACUUAUGUUGUCAGUGAUGACUGCCAAAAUAUACCUGGUAAUGAAAAAUAUUACCCGUCAUCAACAUUUUAACUGCAUUUAUGUCCCAUGAUGUGCUCCUUCUUUCAUAGUUUAAAAAAAGUUAAUAAAGUAUAUCUGUUUUCUGUAUAAUGUAGUUUUGGUCAAGACCAACCCUUGUUUGAGACAGCUGGCUAACAACUGUACACAGAGAACAGAAAGGGAGGGGGUAAUAUGAUUCAUAAUGAUGGCUUUCUGAGAGUAAAGGGCAAUAAAGGGAGGUAAUAUGAUGCUAGAUUACUUGUAGUAAAGGGCAAAAACGGGUAGUUUGAGGAUAUAUGCUUGCUUCUAGUAGUAAACGGUAAAAUUUGGAGGUAAUUUGAUGUAAAAUGUGAGCUAACUGGUAGAAAAAUGAAUUAAGGGAGGUAAUCGUAUGCUAAAUAUUAAAGGGAGGUAAUUUGGUAGUUUUCAAUUGUUACAUAAAUUUUAUUAUAUUCAAUUGACCAGGUCAGAGGUCACUAGUUAAUCGUUAUCUCAACAUUAUUGUUCAUUACAGAUAAUAUUAUAUAUGUAUCAUUGUAUUAUAUUAUAUAUAUAUAACUUAACAAUUUAUUACAGAGAAUAAAAUACUCCACAAUAUUA
Molecule: messenger RNA, 7602 nt
Organism: Pecten maximus
Lineage: Eukaryota; Metazoa; Mollusca; Bivalvia; Pectinida; Pectinidae
Biological process (GO): signal transduction
Cellular component (GO): cytoskeleton
Molecular function (GO): protein binding
Source: RefSeq, a predicted model, not a curated record